UUGAACGGCCACCUCCGAGGGAGGCGCUGCGGCUUGGCUUUCUCCUUCUUGUGAACUUCCAAAAGCUCUGACAAUCCCAUCCCGCAUCUCGCACCCACACAACUGUGCAGCACUCACCUCUAAUCCUCCAACCCAUCACCAACCGACGCAAUGGCUAUCGGCGACUACCUCUCAGGCGCCGCCGCCACAGGCUCCUCCAUGGACCCCAUGUGCGGCGGCUUCGAAUUAUCACGAACCCAGCGGUUCUACGGUUUUGGAAUAUGUUUCGGUCUCGGGUUCCUCAUCAGCGCCUUGUCGACGCUGUUGCUCUGGACAGGCAACAUCGGCGGGUUCGCGGUGCUGUAUACGGCGGGGAACGUGGUUUCGUUGGCUGGGACGGGGUUCUUGAUUGGGUUUAAGAGUCAGAUUAAGAAAAUGUUCGACGCAAGCCGCCUAACAGCCAGCAUCAUCUUCCUCCUCUCCAUGAUCGCCACGCUGGUCGUUGCCUUCACCCUCAAAAACGUGCUGGUGACAAUCAUAUUCUGCUUCAUCCAGUUCCUGGCGCUGCUCUGGUACUCGCUGAGUUACAUCCCGUUCGCACGCGAUCUGGCGAGGAAUAUCUUUGGCGGGUUGCUCAAGUGAACACCCCACGACACAACUAGCAAACACACACACCAUACCCCAAAAACCAACCAUUCUGCUGUAUCGCCAAUGGCACAUUCAUACAACGCCCCAUUCAACUACAUACAUCACAUCAACAUCCCCGCUCCCAAAAGGGCUGGCUUGCCUACCCCAUCGCAUGAACACUUCCACACCGCCCCCCCUCACGCGCUUCAUGCCGA
Molecule: messenger RNA, 821 nt
Organism: Fimicolochytrium jonesii
Lineage: Eukaryota; Fungi; Chytridiomycota; Chytridiomycetes; Spizellomycetales; Powellomycetaceae
Product: Got1/Sft2-like family-domain-containing protein
Exons: 7
Coding region: 151-621 (156 amino acids)
Biological process (GO): vesicle-mediated transport
Cellular component (GO): membrane
Source: RefSeq, a predicted model, not a curated record